AGUGUGUAAGGGGGCAGGCAGAUACUUGAAGGGCUGGUCCUGGUCUAUCAUGUCUAUAAGAGCAGAGCACUGGCCUUCACAUGGGCAUACAUCUCUGAGGGACAUACAGGUUGUUUCACACAGGCAAAGGAAGACAUCCAUACCUGGCUAAAAGAUGGGUUGGCAGAAGGCCACGCUGGAUAAGCUUGCACACACUUUCCAGAUCCGCAACAAGCUGCUGCGCCAGGGACUGGCUGAAUGUUUGGGAACUCUCAUCCUGGUGAUGUUCGGCUGUGGUGCGGUUGCCCAAAUGGUACUUAGUGAAAAAAGCCAUGGCCGUUUUCUCUCUGUAAACCUUGCUUUUGGGUUUGCUGCUACCCUUGGAAUCUUGGUUUGUGGCCAGGUGUCAGGUGGACAUUUAAAUCCAGCAGUUACAUUUGCUCUCUGCCUCUUGGGAAGGGAAAAAUGGAGAAAGUUCCCUGUGUACUUUCUGUUCCAAACAAUUGGAGCCUUCUUGGGUGCCGCAAUUAUCUUUGCUGAAUACCAUGAUGCAAUGUAUGAUUAUGCUGGAGAAAAAAAUGAGUUGCUUGUAACUGGGGACAAAGCCACUGCUGGUAUUUUUGCUACAUACCCAAGCCCACAUCUCACCAUCUUGAAUGGAUUUUUUGACCAGGUGAUCGGCACAGCAGCUCUGAUUGUCUGCAUCCUGGCCAUUGUGGACCCCUACAACAACCCAAUCCCUCAAGGUCUUGAGGCCUUCACAGUGGGAUUCAGCGUCCUGAUCAUUGGACUCUCCAUGGGCUUCAAUUCUGGUUAUGCCAUCAACCCAGCUAGGGAUUUCGGGCCUCGUCUUUUCACUGCCAUGGCUGGUUGGGGUGGUGAAGUCUUCACUAACAGACAGUGCUGGUUUUUGGUGCCCUUUUUUGCCCCCUUCCUUGGAUCCAUUAUUGGUGUGAUUGUGUACCAGUUGAUGGUCGGGUGGCAUGUGGAGGGAGAAGUACGAGACAAUAAGAAUAAAGCCAAGGAAGAGUCUUUGAAACUUAACGACGUCAGCAGCAGCAAGGAAUGAUCUGCAUCAUCUCUAUCAGCACUUCGCACCAUAAAUCCACAUAAACUCUCUAUUUUCAGUCUCUCAGUUUAAUAAAUAUGUAUUGUUCCA
This is a messenger RNA of Carassius auratus (goldfish), 1138 nucleotides long. Its product is annotated as aquaporin-3-like. Gene Ontology annotation, biological process: water transport; glycerol transmembrane transport. Gene Ontology annotation, cellular component: plasma membrane; basolateral plasma membrane. The transcript has 6 exons. NCBI's taxonomy places the organism in Eukaryota, Metazoa, Chordata, Actinopteri, Cypriniformes, Cyprinidae. The coding region runs from base 155 to 1048 and encodes 297 amino acids. The record is from RefSeq and is a predicted model, not a curated record. Gene Ontology annotation, molecular function: water channel activity; glycerol channel activity; urea transmembrane transporter activity.